Beauveria bassiana ARSEF 2860 is the source of this 945-nucleotide messenger RNA. Its product is annotated as F-box domain containing protein. The record is from RefSeq and is a predicted model, not a curated record. The coding region runs from base 1 to 945 and encodes 314 amino acids. NCBI's taxonomy places the organism in Eukaryota, Fungi, Ascomycota, Sordariomycetes, Hypocreales, Cordycipitaceae. The transcript has a single exon.
AUGACUGAAAGAAUUCUGGACCCUAGUCUGUCCAGCCGGUUCCCUGUGAGACGCGCCGUUCGCACCUUUGAAUGGCACGACACCGAGACCGUUCUCGACAAGGCCGAUCUCGGCAAUUUUGAAGUUUUAGCAUUCGAAACGCUGCAGCAGAUACUCGUUGACACUGAUCUUCGCGGCCUCAUCCGUCUCCAGGGCGUCAGCAAGAGCAUGAGACGUGCCGUGGACACGAUUCGCGAAUUUCACACCAUCCUUCGCUGCGUUCCUGAUGUCAUCCGCAUCAUGACUGCCUCCAAGAUCGACACCAUGGUGUCUUGCCGCGACCUCUACAAUGCCCUCAUUCGACCCAUGUGCUACCUGUGCGAUGAGCCUGGCCAGUACCUCUACCUGCUUGCCUGCCAUCGUCUCUGUUCGACGUGUCUCACGACGAACCUGCGAUACCGACCACUCCGCCCCAUGCAGGCCGCGCAGCAGUUUCGUAUGCAUAUGAGCAUGGUUAUGCGUCUACCGAAGCUCGAGGUACCUAAAUACUCGCGUAAGUCGCGGUACCGACGCAAUCGAAUCAACUCCACGGGCUGGCGCCUGAUUGACCGCGAGAUUGCCCGGCGCCGCGGCAUCGAGCACCACGGCUCAUCAGAAAGGUUGAUGGAAGCCAUCGCUGGCAGAUUAUCUUGGUUACAAAGCUAUUCGCCUCAAGUUUUCAGGAGGAGAGAUAGACUUUUGAGCUAUCAAGAAACACCACCUGUCGAGGCUUCCUGGUCAGCGUCUGUCUUGUUUCCUUACUACGAUCAGGACACCGGUUCGGUUGGUAUACCAGUCACGUGCGUGGCUUGUCGCGACUACCAUGCAUCGCCGGUGUACAUGACUGUAGAGUGCUACACGAAACAUCUCAUUGCCAUGGGCAAUGUCGAGAACGGAGUCCAUCGCAAGCGUCCUUCGUCUAGUUAG